CUCAUCAUGCCUCUCCUCCAGCUGCUUCUUCUCUUCCCAUCAGACUCGCUUCCACCUCGAGUCUCAUGUUGGAGCUCACUGGACCGUGACCUGGAUCUGGACUUGUGAGUGGACAAUGCUGCAGAUCAGUGUUUGGACUCUGCUGCUGCUGCUUUUCUUCCGGUCAGCUCUGCCUCUGCAGAUCCAGUGCUACCAGUGCGAGGAGGCGAAGCACGACUGCUCUUCUCCAGAGUUCGUGGUCAACUGCACAGUCAACGUGCAGGACAUGUGCCAGAAGGAAGUGUUGGUGAAGGAUGACGGGAUCCACUACCGUAAGUCGUGUGCCUCGUCUGGAGCCUGCCUCAUCGCCUCCUCCGGUUACCAGCAGUUCUGCACAGGGAAGCUCUACUCAGUCUGCAUCACCUGCUGCAACACUCCCCUCUGCAAUGGACCUCGCCAAAAGAAACGCGGCCACCCGUCCGUGGCCCUGACCCUGGGCGCCUCCCCGCUAGCUCUCCUGCUGCCGCUAGUGACGGCGCUCUGCUGACGAAGACAAACACGGACACCGGUGGGAGGUUCGUUCUCUUGAGUGACGGAGUUCGAACUUGAUAUCAAGCUUUCUUGCAGUCAAGGACGGCCUGAGAGCAUGAACCGUACUCAGUGUCGCUCCCUGGUGGCUGACUGCGAACAAACAGAAGUGCAUUAUGAAAUAAUGCUUGUCUUUUAUUGUGUUCAAAACAGAAUGUGUGAAGUGAAGAGGCCUCUUUUCUAAUGAGUCAUGAGGGCAGUUCAAACGUUCAUUUAAGGCUGUUCUUGAGUGUAGUUCAUGAAGAGUAUAUGGUCAAUCUGUCCGGGGGAAACCAUUGUUGUGAUUCAUCUGCUGAAAUAUGACAAGAGACAAGUGAACUCUGAUUUAAGUUAGAGGUCAUCUUAAAGAUUUAACUAGGCUGACGAGGCUUCAUGAAACAGAGUCAAUAUUUUCCGAGUUCAGUAGGUGGCGCUGUUGAUUCAAAAACAAUGCGUUAGUUCAUGAUGGUGGAGUUUCUCUUGUUCUAUGAUGGUUAAAUCUAAAGAUUUUAGAGCAGAGAGUGGACACUGAAAACACUGUUUCAUGAAGCCUCAUAAACCCAUCACUUGCUCUGGUCUAACAUCUUAUGGUUUCAACUUUCUCUCAUGAAAUGUCACACCAGUUUAAAACCAGGAGCGCCACCUCACUGUCUCAUGACGCCCCGACAGAUUUAACACUGACUGGAUUAAAGAAGGGCGUAGUAUCACCUGGCCAGACACCGAAACAUUAAAACUGUAUCUGAUAACUUGUUUAAUAUCAAGUCAGAAACAUGUAUACGACAACAAUUACGAUUUCACUGAUACACUUUAGAUGGCAACGAUUUAAAACAGCGCAUAAAAUGUUACUUGUUUUCAUGAAUCGCACACAGCAGCUCUCUAGUGUUGAAAGUUUAUACGGCAUUAAUCACGUGACCCCAUUGUGGCCUGGCGAUAGUGUUAUAACGGUGAAUUGUACGAUGGCGAUGACGUCCAAAAAUAUUAUUGUAACAAACUGAUUACUGACCCCUGGUGGUUUGUAUUGGUAUCACGUCAAUAUUGUUUUAUUCAGACCAGAUAAAACAACGAAAACCAUUAUAAUAAAGAGUAGUUUUCUGCCCCUGUUCAUAAGUGGCAGGGAACUGUAAGUUGAACAUACAGAAACAAUGUUGACUUUAUUACAACCGAUGCAGAGGAGCAACGUCAAGAUUCCCUCUGUAUGGGACACAGCAGAAAAUAAAAGCUGAUUUCACUACAAUGUGUUUCUUUUUUUGUCUUACCACCA
This is a messenger RNA of Synchiropus splendidus (mandarinfish), 1807 nucleotides long. RefSeq names its product ly6/PLAUR domain-containing protein 1-like. Gene Ontology annotation, molecular function: acetylcholine receptor inhibitor activity. The transcript is spliced from 3 exons. The record is from RefSeq and is a predicted model, not a curated record. Gene Ontology annotation, biological process: acetylcholine receptor signaling pathway. Bases 116 to 526 code for a protein of 136 amino acids. NCBI's taxonomy places the organism in Eukaryota, Metazoa, Chordata, Actinopteri, Syngnathiformes, Callionymidae.